Messenger RNA from Apis mellifera (honey bee), 5497 nucleotides. RefSeq lists its product as uncharacterized. Gene Ontology annotation, cellular component: terminal bouton. Gene Ontology annotation, molecular function: protein binding; transmembrane receptor protein tyrosine kinase activator activity. The transcript has 3 exons. Lineage: Eukaryota; Metazoa; Arthropoda; Insecta; Hymenoptera; Apidae. The record is from RefSeq and is a predicted model, not a curated record. The coding region runs from base 3685 to 4821 and encodes 378 amino acids. Gene Ontology annotation, biological process: positive regulation of MAPK cascade.
CCUUUCCCAUUCCCCGUAACAGCUGUUAAGCUCGCGAAAUCUCGCCUACUCGGUUCAAUCCCGAUCAACUGCUCACGACUCAAACUUCCUUACCCAGACACAUAUACACAAAUAACCUCUGCCUAUCUCGCGCCGAGUCGUAUUCGUGAAGCGGUUAAAAAAAACAAACGAGCGUUAAACGCAAAGGGGGUAGAGAGAGACGAAGCGAGAGAAGGGAAAAUAAAACGAGAGAGAGAAGAAAGAAAAAAAAAGAAAGCACAAGUGUAAGCCGGUGUGUGCCGCGACUCGAUGCGGAACGGAAGCGUGAACGAUGCACGAACGGGGUGGCCGGGGCCGGGUUAGCAGGCGGAGAGAGGAAGAGGGAGCGAGGGUGAGAAAAAGAGAGAGCGGCAGGUGUCCGAGGUGGUGGUGGGGAAGAUGCGCGGUGUAUUAAACCCGGUGACUCUUGCCGCGCAGCGUGGGAGUUAGUUCUGGUGAGGGCGCCAGCCAGCUCACUCGCUAAAACUAACCCACCGUCCCAACCCUUCAAUCCUCCAUCCCUCGACCUUCGGCCAACAAAGCAACAUCCACGGCCGCAACCUCCUUUUCACCGACUCCGUAGCCGCUGUUUUUUCGCGACUUCCUCUGCCCGGCCCGCGUGAUCACCGAUUCGAUCGAGCGUAUUAUCGCAUAACCGAGUGUAACCGGCGGCCACUCCGAUUCGAACGAGGGACGAAACUCGGUAACGAACGAGAACACCAACUUUUUUCUUCGCCACCUUCGCGUCUACCCAGAAACACUACUCUGCAUAUAUACGUGGAUACACGUACGUAUAUCUACCGCACUCAGUUCGCCGAGUCGAGAACGCAACCUCGUCGGGGAGAGAGUUGUACGCAGUUGAACCUCGAGGGAAGUGUUGGUUUUUUUCUUUUUUUCCCUCUCUCUCUGAAAACCGUUUCGCCGUUUCCUGGGCUCGAAUCGUUACGCAUCGAGCACUUUAAGCGUUGCACUGGUUACUGCGAUUUAUUUGUCGCGUCGAGAUCACGGCGGAUUAUCGAUAUCACGGAGAGGAUUAGAGGAGAAAGGAGAGAGAGAGAGGUGGAAAACAGAGGUUGACAACGCCGGUGGAUCGUACCUUUCGAUCGACUUUCGUGCACUGCUGCUUCUUUCUUUCUUUCUUUUUUUAUUUAUUUAUUUAUUUAUUUAUUUAUUUCUUUCUUUUUCCUUUUUCAACGGAUCUACGUCAUCGUGGACGGUGGAGGACGACGAGUUAUCCAACGAACGCGAGAGCAACAUGCUAGCCGACUGGUGUUCGCACCAUUUUGUGUUCGCGUGAUCCGGGAAGAGACGUGAUCCGGUCCGUCGGUGAUGAAUAAACUUGAUGACACGGUGCUUGUGAGAAGAACAAAUAGCUACUAGAUAGACUGUAGAAUAUUACAGAGAGUUUCGAAGGGAGAAGAAGAAGAAAAAGAACUGAAGUUAAACACAUUCGAUCGACGAGAUCGACGAUUUCGUUCGAAACAGUUUGUUUGUUUCAAAAGACCUCGCCAUACAACGGAGGAUUUUCGUCGAUUCAACCGAGGAAGAGGAAACAGUGUUGUUAUGUGCGACGGAGAACGUAGGAUUUGAGGAAAAGAGAGGAGGAGAGGUUCUAUCCAGAGUUGGAUAGAUAUCGCAUGAGAAAAGAUCCCAAUUUUGGGAAAGAGAAGGAGGAGGAGGAGGAGGAGGGAGAAGGUUUCGCAGCACGCAGAGUCACAGAAGCAAGUAUCUCGCACAGAAAUACACACCCAUUGACACACACAUCUUGCCCAUACACACGUUGUUUAUUAUUCACACUUGGCAAUGUUUCGCAAUUGCACCUUUCUCCCAAUUAAUUAAUUUUCUUUCCCUUGUUUUUAUAUUUGUAUUUAUACUGUAUUCUCUGUUUACACGCGCCGCCUGUGUUGUGUCUCACACUCUAUCUCUCUGAUGGUAUGAUCGAUGUGCGUACUAUGAUGUAUUCUUCUUCUUCUCCUUCACCGUUCCCGACGUCACCACGACCAACCGGUGUCCUCCGUCGUCUUAAUUAACCCCUCCCCUCUCCCUCUCCCUCCCUCCCCUCCCCUCUCCCUCCCUCCACCCCCUCCUUCCCCCCUUCUAGUACACGGGAGCACGGUUUUGCACAUUUUUCGGGCACCUGUUGAUCUCUCUCGUACUACAUAGCCACUUUUCCGCACUCUCUCAAAACUCGUUCGGGGAGUUCGAUGUCACAGCUGCACGCCGAAAUCUCACAGCACGCUAGAAAUCUCGUAUAUAUAUAUAUAUCACGUUAUAAAUCUCGUUACACUGGGACACGAGCAAGCAUCCGGCACACGGUUGGACGGGUUACACCUAGAGGCUAGAGAGAGAAUCGAGACUGGCUUCGUUCCCAUUCAUCAUCGUCGUGAUCAUCGUUAUCAUCGUCAUUAUCAUCAUCAUCAUCGUCAUCGACGACGACAGUAAGUGAUACAACCUCCUUAAAAAUCAAAAAACCAAAGUAGAGGGCCAAUUCAGUGACUGCUGUGACGAGGGGGAACGGAAUUCCUCGCGUGGAGACUUGGACUUCUAUCUUUGGAGACACGUAGAAAAAUAUAUUUUUGUGAGAAAAGUAGUUAUAUCGUAAAUAUAUAUACAUCUAUGUGUAUAUGUAAUGUAUAUAUAUAGAGAGAGGGAGAGAGAGCGCAAAUUGUUUGUGGAAGCGUUCGUCGCGCAAUGGGAAGAGAAAGCAGCAUGGGUAAGGGAGCGAGAAAGCUCAGGAGAAAGAUAGUUCGAUCAGGAGCACGUAACCCGUGGCCGAUCGAUUGGGUUUCAUUGUCGAGCACCUUAAUAAGCAUCCACGAACCAGCACCAAGCACCACUUGAUCACGGCACCGCACAUAAUAAUUCUUCAGACACGCACCCUUUCGCAGACCGUAACCGUUUUCUAAGAUCUAUCCCUUUUUCAUUAACGGCCCUGAUUUCAGGAAAGGGGAGUCGAGAACCUUUGAUGUGUCGUUGGGAGGAAUAUUGGGAGGAAACGCGAGUCUGAAACGGAUGUGCAGACGGAUGUGCAAAGUACCGUGUGCUACGAAACGAGUCGAAAAUUGACUCGAGAGGGGGAAAAUUGUUGAUACUUGGCGGUGUACUCCCCCCCCUAUUGUUUGCUUUAUCACUGUCGUCAUCCGCGAGGGAAAACUCUUCCUCUCGAAGACGUGGCGCUCGAUGAAAGAACACGGGCCGCCAAGUGGAAAGGCAAGAGAAGACAGAACGGAAAUAAUCGAACGCGUCGUUUGAGAAAACGUCGUUUUCCCAUGUAACACGGAAGCCUACCACCGGUUAUCGAUUGAUCGCCGGUCAUCGCUCAUUGUCCGCGUUUAUUCUUCCCUCUAGUCGCGCCCUACAGAGUCGCUUCCUCCCCCGCCCAGUUAACGAAAAUUCGGCCUAAAACUCAGCCAGUCCCCCCGGUGCCUUUCGACUGGCAAGCAACCGAAGUACGAGCGUAGAAUCGGGACGCUCGAUAUAUAUAUCUAAAUAGAAAGAGAGAGAAAGAAAGAGAGAGGAAAUAAAGAGACAAGGAGAAGAAUAUAGAUAGAGAAGAUAAAAGUCUCGAAGAAGAAAGGAAGGAAGGAAGGAAAGAACGGUCGAAGCGAAGGAAAAGUAUUACUUCGAAAGCCAGGCCGGUUAAAACCGGUGGAAAGGCAUACAUAUAUGAUGGCGGUGUGCAUGUUUUGGCUUCUCACGUACGUGGGACAAGGGCUGGACCUGGCCGUGGGCAAUCGUCCGGUGAUCAUAAUGCAGGGUGCGCAGGAGCAGCAGGACUACCGGCAGCACGGCAGCGGCAUCAGAAAGAAGAGCGAGUUGAAUUCGGUAGGCAAUAACCUGUUGCACUUCAGAAUAUAUCCUCCCGAGGCCUCUCACAGGGACGACCUGUCCAAUUGGCUCCUGUUGAACGACGAGCCGCGGAUCUCCUCGUGGACACCGGCCGGCAUAUUGAUCGACGAUAUGAUCAGGGAGCCUAGGGAGCUCCAGACCGUAUUUUUCGCCCUGUCCCCAGCUAUGCUGAACACGCUGUACACGGAGUACGUGAACACCGCCUCCUCGCAACCGGCCGACCACUUUCUCCACGAGGAUCAGCAACAAGCCGUUGGCCAAGGUCCGUUGGUUGGCCAACGCGGCAAGAAGCUUCGUAUCGAAUGUAGACACUCGAGGAACACGGUCAGCCUGCCUAUAAGGGUGUGCGACGACGAGAAGACGACGGGGCGGAACGGAAGGCUCCAGGAAGCCAGACAAUCGAACUACGACGAUCUCUUCGAGCAGAAAUUGAACACUGCUGCUAAUAUGAAGACUGACCCGACGUCACGGGGAUCCGAGAAGCUUCAACGGGAUUAUCAGAAUAACGGCGCAACGUUUGUCCCGAGGCCACCGUUGUUCGGCCUGGACGCGGGCAAACCUCCCGGAAAGAGGAGCCAAACUCCUGUUGGACGCCGCUCGAUCGACCUCUCAGGAGAGUCGGCCCCGCAUCAAGCUCAACCGCCGUCCUCCCUCGGGAACGGUAUCAGCGUCGCUUCUCAACUUAUGCUCAGAUCCACCAGGGGAAGCAUACAGUACGACGUACCGCAAAUCGAAUGUCCUAUCUCAGAGGACGGGAUGGAAAGGUUUGCGUGUCCCUCAGCGGACAGAAUGGGUAGAUACCAUUGCAUCGACGAUCACGCCUUGUGCGACGGUUUCAUAGACUGCCCUACAGGCGAAGACGAGGACAGGCAAGCCUGCAUGUUUUACAAAACUACGAAAGCUCACCUUGACGUAUUGGCAGAUGCCAUUUUGCGAUGGGCAAGAGGACGCUAAUUCCUUUGUUGACGAUGAACCUCUGACCUGCAUAAAAUCAUAAGUCUGACGAGUUUACUUCUUUAUACAUUCACCUAUACAUACAUAUAUAUAUAUAAAUAUAAAUAUAAUAUGUAUAUGAUAUAUAUUCCCAUAUGUAUGUAUACGUGUACACACAGGUCUCUCGUGUACUCGUACACAUAUACACAGGGCUUUCGUUUCGUUUGCUGGCGAACGUUUCUCUUGCGAGCAGCGCGAGAGGGGGAUGAAGAGAGAUGAGAUCGUUAUUUUUUUUCCCUUCGAGAGAGGAAAAAAAAAAUGCAACCUAAGAAAGGAAACAUUUUAACAUUUGUUUGAAAAAAAAAGAUGAAGAAGAAAGAAAUGAUAAUCGAAAGUUGGAUAUCGGGAUAUGGAUUGGGAAUGGGAUGAGGAUCGUUUGAAUAUCGGUAUUCGGAAAAUUGUAAAUUUUAUGCAGUGUCUCUUGUUCAAUACAUACAUACAUACAUAUAUAUUUUUGCUAAAUAUUUGUCGUUCACCAGCUUUCGUUGGCUAUCGAAGUUCAACUAUCAAAAUUCGUUGAAAAUUUUCGAAAAUGUGACGUUUCUUAAGAUCUUUGCCUAAUCAUCGAACUAUCUACUCUGAAAAUUUGAAAUUUUUAGAUGUCACGGUUAAAUGUUUUUUCUAAAAAAAAAAAAAA